Messenger RNA from Puccinia graminis f. sp. tritici CRL 75-36-700-3, 3848 nucleotides. RefSeq lists its product as uncharacterized. The transcript is spliced from 4 exons. Lineage: Eukaryota; Fungi; Basidiomycota; Pucciniomycetes; Pucciniales; Pucciniaceae. The record is from RefSeq and is a predicted model, not a curated record. Bases 1999 to 3621 code for a protein of 540 amino acids.
GUGGGAAGGCAAUCCAGAGGAUAAAUCUGGAUAUACUAUGAAUUUAUUACUAGAGAAUUUAAAACCAGAGCCUAUAGAGAAAACAAUCAGACACUAGGAAACAACAAUGAUUAAGUAUAAGAAGAAUUUAAUUGAAGCAUACCCGAUGAGUUAAGAUAGACUCUGACAGACAACUAAAAAUAGGAAGAGACAGGACAAGCAGACAGGACUGAAACAAAGGAACAUUAGUGAGUUGAGUGUCAAACAAGUCAAGUAAUGACCAGAUUGAGUGCUUUGUUGUGUGAUUCUCACCAAGUUGAAAAGCAGAACCAGACGUCCGGUGAUUGAGCUUCUUGCAAGUUGAUGGUUGAUAGAGGAGCUUUUUCAAUACUUUAUGUAAGAGAUUGAGUGAGUCUUUAGAGUGAGGCAGUGCGAUGGUCAGAGUGAUUGGAAUGCCUGAGAAGACUGCCGAUUAAUUAAGUCGAGAUUGGUCCUUCUUUUAUACUCGAGAUUUGACAGGUCGAUUAGGUUUGAAUUAAUGAUGAUUAAGAUUUGAGAUAUGAGAUUCGGAAAUGGGUGGCGCAGUUGGUCGUGCUUCCUUGCUUCCCUAAGAGUUUCUCCAAUUUGUAUUCGUGACACGUUGAGUUUCAACAAGGAAUGGGAUGGCGUAGAAGGUGGUGAUGAUGGAUAUGAGUUGAGAGGCGAAGAGGAGUAGGGUGAGUGGGAUGAGUUUUGCUGGUGAAUGAUCGAGUAGUUGUUCUGGGGAUGGUUUGGUUGUGAUUUGUUGGUUGGUGAUGAGUUUCUGCUGUUGCUUGUUGAGUAGUCUUCUGAGGAAGUGAGUGAAUGAGGAGUGGUUUUCCUGCUGUUGGUGGUUAUUUGAUGAGCUGGUUGAUUGAGUGAUAGAUUGGAUGGUGGAUGAUGAGAAGUUGUGAGAUGGUGAUGGGAUGGGUUGAUGUUGUUGGUGUCGGUGUUGUUGUUGUUGGUUGUUCCUAGUUGUUGGUGAAGCUGAUAGUUGGUACGAGAGUACCUCCUCUGAUGUAGACCUCAAGCCGCAUCAAUCAUGAUGCGGUAAAAAAUCGAAUGGGCCAGUGUGGGCUUGGCCCAUCACCAAUUUGUUUUGGCCUUGCCCGGCCCAAGUCAUCGGGGGUUUGGAAUAAAUGCCCAGGUCGGGCUGUAACUCGUACAGAAGAAUCAAAGAUGCCAGGUUGGGAAGUGCAACUGGCAUCUUCGAAUACAAAAGUCAAAACACGAAGGCAAAAACUGCCUGUAAGGUCAAAAAGCCCUGGCGCGAUUGGUGUCGGUCCAGGGCUUCCGUAGAAAGCCGAAGAUAGAGCGGUUGUUGUAGCGACCUGCGAACGGGACUCUUGUAAUCCUUUUUGAUAUCCUAUGUAUAGGGUGAUCAUCUUCUGGAGCUCCUAUGGGGGGUGAUCGGCUGGUUAGGGCGAGCCGAUUACAACGAGCCAGACCGUUUUAAACUCGGCGAGUGUGAUCCCGUUCUUGCGGAUCGAUUCGGGCGGUCGACAAGAGUCCAGCAUGUCUUGUUCGAACCAUCUCCAAGGAUCCUUCCGAAACCUUCUUCGGAUCCACGCCUAACGCAUUCAAGACCGUACAGAGAGCGUGGCCAGACCACAAAACGAAGGUUCAUGCUGAGUCACAAAGUUGAGAGGCCAGCGGAAAGAAAGAGUCGAGAUAUUGGCCGUCGGCCAGGGAUGAACGAAACAGAGCUUUCCCUCGGUCUGAUGUACAACUCUCCGGCAGUUGGCGCUGGUAGAACGAAUGAGCAGGGUUGGAUUUUUCAGCUGCUAGUUUGAUUGAUUGAUCCUCCGACAUCGGACUUGAGUGUGCCUGGCUAUGUAGAUGGGUAAUUGUUCAGUGAUUGCGGUUUGUCAGUUUUGGUGAUACUAGAUAUCCUUUGCGAACCUGAGAUUCGGUCGAUCGGUUGGGAGAAUAAAGAACUGCUUUGCUUGCAGGCCCAGAGGUUCGUUGUGGUUCUCGGAUGAGGACUGAUGAUGUAAAAAGAUGAAAACAACCAACAAAGAACAUCACCAACAAGAAGAAAUACCGGACAGACUGGCAAAACUAGCAUACAACAAGAGAACAAGAACAACAACAACAACAACAACUACUAACCAAAAACCGACUAACACUACUUAUAACACUACUACUACUACUACUACUAUCCACCAUCCAACCAACAACCAUGAACAACAAGAACUACCCAGAGCAAAACGAGCACGACUAGAACUAGAACAGAUCAAAUCACUCACUAACAAACUCAAACAACACAAACACAAAAUCAAACAACAACCCAAACAGCAACAACAACAACAACCCAAACAACCACUCAAACAGCAACCCAAACAGCAACAACAACCUAAAAACACCUCCAUACCAAACCGACACAAGAAGAUCAAGAACCAGAAACUCAUAUACCUCAGAAGGAACCGGCUAACCAUCCAACAACAUCAACUCACCCAACAAGAACCAUCCAUCAAACUAAGGCCACACCAGAUCCACAUCCAACUAACAUCACUACACCCAUGCUGUCAAACUCAAAUCAACAGCCACGACCUCGAUCUACUCGAGAACGAACUGUCGAUCAUCCAGCUCAACUAUCAGCUCCUCUUCCUCUCCCGAUAUGACUCCAUCACUCAUCAGCUCGCACUCAGACUCAACAAAUGGAAUCCUUACAAUCACUUCCUCCGGGCCAAGUUUUGCACCCAAUUUCAUCUCCCCCCUUCUGAUCAUCAUUCCCCGAUCGAUACUCAUCAUCUGAUCCAGAUCACCGUCUGGCAUCGCGCCUGUCUCCGAACAAAAUUAAACAAACUCAUCCAACAACAACAACAACAACAACCAUCACCAUCGCCAUCAUCAUCAUCAAGAAUCCAUCAAGAUCCCUUUGAUCUUGCUUCUAACCCGAUCAUCCAACGGAUUAACAAUCAGAGACAAGCCUUAGACCAGCUCUUUGGCCAUCAACACCAACACAAACUCAUUCAGGUCGACCAAACUCUCAGAACCCGGCUCAGGAACCAGGCCAGAUGUGUGAAAGUGCCCCCGCGAAUAGGCGCACUGCAUUUCAAUACUAUGGAGCCUUAUCAGGCCGGACAGUUGGUGUACGAUUCGGAAGACGAGUUGCCGGAUCUUGAGCAUCAUUCGUGGAGGAAAUUCAGAUCAGAACUCUCCUGUGAGCGAUCAACACAACUCUCGAUCAUCAAGAAAUUCCACACGAAGGAUGAAGAAGGAGGGGAGGAGAGCAGGGUAAGUGAGAGGAUGAAAGAAGAGAGUGGGAGACUAUGGAACCAAUACAUCCGGAGCAUCUGUGGCGAUCCGACGAGCACGGCGAGUGUGCGAUUGGACGAGCAGGAUUACGUGGGUUUUGUGGAGCUCUAUGGGGCCCGAUUCGGCCGGGCGACGGCCCCCACCCGUCGCGCAUUGUCCGCCCUCCUCACCCAUCUCUUCGACCAUGACCUCCCUCUCUCUUCCCGGAUCAUCAACCAACGCGUUCGUUCCUUUCGUGGGACCCGCAAUCCCCGUAACACUCAUGCAGGCCCGUCGGCCAGUCCUGAGAUCAUCUCCUCCGUCAAGAAUGCAUUCAUCCAUUCGCUCCUCACUCAUUUCGAUCGCUUCGUUCCUCCUCCUUAAUCAUCCCCCUCGAAUCGUGUGGAUGUAUAUCUCUGUUUUGCUUUUGUUUGUUUGUUUGGAAAGUGUUCAUACAUUAACAGUUGAUCCAAAAAAAAAAAAAAAAAAACUCCAACUGUUGAUUUGUUCAAAGGAUUGUUACACCUAAUCAUCAUUCAUCAUAGCCUCGAUUUGCUUUGUCUAGAUUAUUCUUGAUCUUCUGUUCAAACCUCAACUAUCAUUCAUCCCAG